Messenger RNA from Suillus bovinus, 1290 nucleotides. Its product is annotated as NADP-dependent oxidoreductase domain-containing protein. The coding region runs from base 233 to 1048 and encodes 271 amino acids. The transcript has 9 exons. NCBI's taxonomy places the organism in Eukaryota, Fungi, Basidiomycota, Agaricomycetes, Boletales, Suillaceae. The record is from RefSeq and is a predicted model, not a curated record. Gene Ontology annotation, molecular function: oxidoreductase activity.
CUGACAACUUCAUCAUGAUGUUAACCGAAAUGGUUUAGUCGCAUGCAGAUCUCACUGCGUUUGACCUACUUGCUUGUCAUAGUUAGUCGCCUUCACGAGUACGCGUCAGCGUUUUAACCCCGGCACGAAGAGGCUGGCUUCCGUGUCAGCAGUGCAUACAAUAUUCAUAAGCUCCCAAACACGACUUCGGGCUCGCAUAAAUAGCUGGCUCUUUACCCUCCUGUUCUGAAUCAUGAUUGAAACAGUUACACUCUCUGAUGGCCACACCAUGCCCAUUCUUGGACUUGGCGUCGCCAUGAACGAGGAAUGUGCAGAAGCUUGCAUGGUUGCCCUUCAAAAUGGUUACCGAAUGAUCGAUGGCGCCCGGUACUACGAGAAUGAAGUUGAACUCGGUGUUGGGGUAGCGAAAAGUGGUGUUAAGCGCAAAGACGUCUUUAUCACUUCCAAGGUCUUCCAUGCGGAUUACACUUACGACGGCACGAUGGCUGCUUUGAAAGACUCGAUCGCGAACCUUGGAUCAUCGUAUUAUGAUUUAUACCUAACACACAGCGCCGUCGGAGGCAAGGACGCACGUCUUGCUGCCUAUAGGGCUCUUUCGGACGGCAAGGCCAGCGGGAUGAUCAAAUCUGUCGGUGUCUCCAAUUACUCAGCAAAGCACAUAGAAGAGAUUCGUGAGGCCGGUCUAGAGAUGCCCGUUGUGAACCAAAUAGAGUUACAUCCGUUCUGUCAGCAAAAACCGAUAGUCGAAUAUUGUAGGAAGAACAACGUCGUCGUCCAGGCAUACUCCCCUCUUGUGCGUGGUGGUUUCGACAACGCAGUCAUCCAGGAGCUCUCUAGAAAGUACUCCAAAGAUCCUGCUCAAAUUCUUGUCAGGUGGUCUUUGCAACGAGGAUUUGUGCCUUUGCCCAAAUCCUCGCAGCCCGAGCGCAUCAUAUCCAACGGCCAAGUGUUUGGCUGGGAAAUAGAACCUACGGACAUGGCAAAGCUUGACGCGUUGGACCGCGGGAAGGAGGGCGCGAUUACCUGGAAUCCAGUCGACGUCGAUUAAGAAGCCAGUCGGCCACCCCAGGGCUGCCUCCUUGUUUUAAGUGGCAAUGAACCAUUACAAACAAAGAACCCGAUUGCUUUGUUUCACGAGCAUGCAAUAUAAUAACGUUCAAGCACAUACGGAAAGUACAACAAGAAUGACAACAACAACCUCACUAACAAUGACAGAGGUAAACAGAAGGUCGACAAGAAAGAAGAUCUAUAUUUGCACGAAGGUCUAGCAAACGAAAACACAUCGUAAAC